Eupeodes corollae is the source of this 4549-nucleotide messenger RNA. It is a transcript of the gene AP-1gamma, whose product is annotated as AP-1 complex subunit gamma-1. NCBI's taxonomy places the organism in Eukaryota, Metazoa, Arthropoda, Insecta, Diptera, Syrphidae. Gene Ontology annotation, biological process: receptor-mediated endocytosis; Golgi to vacuole transport; intracellular protein transport. The transcript has 15 exons. Gene Ontology annotation, cellular component: AP-1 adaptor complex; Golgi apparatus; membrane coat. Gene Ontology annotation, molecular function: clathrin-cargo adaptor activity. Bases 1203 to 3920 code for a protein of 905 amino acids. The record is from RefSeq and is a predicted model, not a curated record.
AAAAAUGUCAUCGUCACAAGAAGAAGAGUGUUCGGUCCAACCAUCCGUCAUUUCGUGUGAUUUUAUGUGAUUUUCUUUCAAUUUAUUUGGAUAUUUUUAUCCUAAUUAAUCAUUAAUAAAACCAACCAUUCGAAUCCGUAUACAUUCCGCCAUCGAAAACCAAAAACUAUUCUUCAAAAAUCAAACUUGAACUUGCAUUAAAAAAGUCAAAAAACACCAAAAACAACAAGAAGAACGAAAGAAAAAAUAUAUCCCCUUGUCGUUGUCGUUUUCGUCUUCGUCGUCGUCGUCGUCGUGUGUCAUUCCGUGAAUGUGAAGUGAAUCAAAGAUUUUUUCUUCUCACAUAUUUCGGUCUUUCUCUUCGUUUUUAUUUGUUAAUUUACGAGUAGAAAAUUGUUAAAUAAAUUGCAAAUAUUCAAACCAACCACAUUCAAAUUGUAAAUAGAAAAUAAUUUAUAAUCUUUUAAAGCAUUUUGCUUGUGAAAUUUUGGUGUUUUAUUUUUCUUUUCUUGUCUUUUGUGUGUUUUUUUGGACAAUUGUGUGCUCUAGAUUUUCUUCUCAUCAUCCUGCUGUCAUUAUGCAAAGUUAAACCCUGCUGUGACUGUGAUUAAUGCUGGAACCAGAAUUAUAACACACCUCACAGACUGCACUUUUGUUUUAAAAUAAAUACGAAAUACAAUUCAAUUGGAAAAAAAGCAAUAAGCAAUAAAAGUUCAAGUAUUUAUUAUUUUUUUCGGAAUUUUUCUUGAUUCAAGAACAAAAACACGAAAUGCGUGUGUUUGAGCUGUGACACGAUUUUCUUUCUGUUUCUGUUCCUGUGACAUCGUUCGUCGUCGUAGUCGUAGUCGUUUUGGUUUUAGUUUUCGUCCUUCUAUCAUCGUCGUCGUUGUCGUCGUCAUUGUCGUUGUCGAAGUGGUUGUCAAUAGUCAGUCAAUUGGAGUUGGUUUGUUUCUGGAGAGAGCCCGACACUGACACCGCCCACCCCGCCUUCUUUAAUUUAAUUUGUUUUUAGUUUUUGUUUUAUUUUUUUAUUUUUAAAUAAUUUUUCUGUGCUGUGCGUGGGUUCUUGUAACUACUAUCAUACCUACCUACCUUAUUGAAACUAAUUAAAUAAUUAAAAAAUAUAAUUGCUCAGUUAAGAUAAUAAUAAAUUAAUUAAAAAACAUAAGCAGUGCUGCUUAAGAAAAUACAUAUACAAAAUCAUGAAUUCCGAACAUGGAUUUAAUCCGGCCUUUAAUAUGGCGACAAUCCGCCAAGCAUUUACAGAAGCCGUCGAACGGGUGAGAAUGCCCACACCCACGCGGCUAAGAGAUCUCAUUCGACAAAUUCGCGCUGCUAGGACAGCUGCCGAGGAGAGGGCUGUGGUGAAUAAGGAAUGCGCCUACAUCCGUAGUACAUUUCGAGAAGAAGACUCGGUUUGGAGAUGUCGGAACAUCGCCAAGUUAUUGUACAUCCAUAUGCUUGGUUACCCAGCACACUUUGGCCAAUUGGAAUGCCUUAAAUUGACUGCCAGUACACGAUUCACAGACAAAAGAAUUGGUUAUCUGGGAGCGAUGCUCUUACUUGACGAGAGACAAGAUGUCCAUUUGCUGAUAACAAAUUGUUUAAAAAAUGAUCUUAAUAGUUCAACACAGUUUGUUGUUGGAUUGGCAUUGUGUACCUUGGGUGCAAUAGCUUCACCAGAAAUGGCGCGAGAUUUAGCUAGCGAAGUUGAAAGGCUUAUGAAAUCUCCAAACACGUAUAUAAGAAAGAAAGCAACUCUGUGCGCUUUUCGCGUCAUAAGACGGGUACCGGAAUUAAUGGAGAUUUUCUUGCCAGCAACGAGAUCAUUGCUAAGCGAGAAAAAUCAUGGAAUUCUAAUAACUGGCGUCACAUUAAUUACCGAAAUGUGCGAGAACAGUGCUGACACACUGAGUCACUUUAAAAAGAUUGUCCCAAAUUUGGUGCGAAUAUUGAAAAAUCUUAUACUCGGCGGUUAUUCCCCCGAACACGAUGUCAGUGGAGUAAGUGAUCCAUUUUUGCAAGUGAAAAUUUUGCGACUGCUGAGGAUUCUUGGGCAUAACGAUCCAGAUGCGUCGGAGGCGAUGAACGAUAUUUUGGCACAAGUAGCCACAAAUACAGAAACUAGUAAAAAUGUUGGUAAUACUAUUCUUUAUGAAACUGUUCUCUCAAUCAUGGAUAUUCGUUCUGAAGGAGGACUUCGAGUAUUGGCUGUCAAUAUAUUGGGACGUUUUCUAUUGAAUUCGGAUAAAAACAUUCGCUAUGUUGCUUUGAAUACUUUGCUGCGUACCGUACACGCAGACACCUCGGCUGUGCAAAGACAUCGCACAACAAUACUUGAAUGUCUGAAGGAUCCCGACGUUUCGAUUCGUCGUCGAGCCAUGGAGCUAUCAUUUGCUCUGAUCAAUGGUCAAAAUAUAAGAACAAUGACCAAGGAACUGCUUUUGUUCCUUGAGAAAGCUGAUCCCGAAUUCAAGGCACAAUGCAGUUCCGGGAUGAUUCUAUCGGCUGAGAGAUAUUCACCAACAACUCGAUGGCAUUUAGAUACUCAAUUGAGUGUUUUAAUUGCGGCUGGAAAUUAUGUGCGCGAUGAUGUGGUCUCAUCAACGAUCCAACUGGUAUCAAGUAGCCCUGUUGCUGAGCAAACUUAUAUAACUAAUCGCUUCUGGGAAUCACUACAAGUGAGCAAUCAUUGUGAGGAUAAGCAGCCACUUCUGCAAGUGGCGGUAUGGGCAAUUGGAGAGUAUGGAGACCUUUUCAUGUAUGGAGCUUCUGAAGAUGAAAUAGAACGCCCCACUGAAGCAGAUAUUAUUGCUUUGUAUCACAAGUUCUUGACAUCAGCUCAAGUGUCGACUACAAGCAAGCAGUAUGCGUUAGUGGCGCUAGCGAAACUCAGCACUCGAUUGCAUCACUGUCAAGAUGAAAUCCAAAGCCUAAUUCAAUCAUUUGGUAGCCACUUGAACGUUGAUCUUCAACAAAGAGGAGUUGAAUUCACUCAACUAUUCGGUUCCCAUAAUCAUCUUCGUCCGGCGUUGCUCGAAAAGAUGCCACCAAUGCAGAUAAGUCGAAUUGCAACACAAAACGGCGGCGGUACAUAUGAUGAGAAUAAUCCUGAUCUAAUCGAAAAUGGUGUUGAGGAGGCAGAAAACAAUACAGUUUCAAUGCCUGCCUUAGGUGAUCAAUCGAACAUUCUUUUGGACCUUUUGGGUGGAAGUGAUUUAGGUACAGAACUUUCGAAUGCAUCAACAGUGCAAAAGAAAAACACAAAGAAUGCCAAUGUCGUUGCAUCACUGGCCACAGAAACCUCAAACAACCAAGAUCUAUUGGAUUUACUUGGUGGAUUGGAUAUGUCAGCGCCAACACCAGCAGCUCCUGUUCAAAAUAUGAAUAUAAUGGGAAUGGUGGAUGGUGGCGGAAGUGGAAUGAUAACAUCACCAUCAACUAAUGGCAAUGAUAUAUCAACCCUUGGAGGUGGUGGACUUAAUUUGACUGCUCCAUCGAUUAUAGAAUCUAAUAUUAUGUCAAAUUCGCUUUUAAAUGAUUUGACAGCGACAACGACAAGUGUAACGCCUCAAGGACCUAAACUAACGGCUUUAGAUAAAAAUGGUAUUUUAGUUCAACUAGUUCCGGUUAAAGGAAACGAUUGUAUGCAGAUUUUUAUGACAACAACAAACAGUUCAUUGAGUACAAUCGAACAGUAUCUGUUUCAGGCUGCAGUUCCUAGGAGCUUUACUCUGCAAAUGUUAUCGCCAUCGGGUUCCUUACUUGCACCAGGUGGUGUUAUAACCCAAGAAAUGAGAGUCGUUAGUACGUCCAAGGCCAUCCUCCGAAUGAGGUUACGCAUAUCAUAUGUAUUAGAUGGUCAACCGGUACUCGAACAAACGGAAGUGACUGGAUUUCCCGAUAAUUCCCCCGAAUAAAAAUCAAAAUAAUUAAAUUUAUAUAUAUUAAAAAAAAAGAAAAAGAAUUAAUAACAACACCAUCAAUUUUGUAAAAUACAAACAGACAACAUAAACAAUUAAGUAAACCAACCAAUUAUAUUUGAAUGUAAAAUUUAUUAUUUGUAUUAUUCCUAUAAUUACUAUGAAAUGAAAAAAUUGUUAACUGAAUUGUAAGAAAGAAAAGUGUUGGUUAUUAAGUUUAUACAAAAAUGUUUGUUUUACUUUUUUAAAAAGAUGACAGAUUCCAGCAUUUCUUCUUUUAUUUUCUAAAUUUGUUGAAUAAUUUGUUUAAUUUUUUCCUUAUUUAUUUUUUAGUAUUUUCAAAUUUUAGUUUCUUUUUCUAUACAACUUUAAAAAAAAAAAAAACAGAAACACAAGAAGAAUAAAAAAGACACACUCACAUAGUGGCAACUAUAAUUACUUUUAAAAGCGGAUUUUUAUUAUUUAUUUAUUUCAAAAUUGUGUUAGAAAAAUGUAUUAUGUAUAAACGCUUUUUGAAUGGAAUUCAAAAAAGAAAUUAUAUAUUAAAAAAGAAACGAAAAACAAAAUAAAAAAAAACAUAAAACAAAACGAUUCAAAUGGCUUCAAAUAAAGUUUUAUACUUAACA